AUGUUGUUUGUAUUAACAGCACUCACAGCAUCCAGAAUUGUAAGACCACAUAGAUUGGUUCCAGUCCAAUAUCCAUAUCUUGUCAAUGAAAAUGAAGAAUAUUUCGAUGACUAUUAUCUUUCACAACUUGAUUAUGAUGAAUCAAAUAAAGGUAAAUUGAAGAAAUUUGCCCAGAAGGUUGAAAAAGCAGCUGAUGCCGCCGAAAGAGGAAUCAAGGUAGCCAAAACAGCUCAUAAGAUUUACAAGUGGGGAAAAAGAUUCUUCCAAGAAGCAGAAGAGAAUUCAUUCGAUCAGCCAAUCGAAUAUCAAUAUUAUGAAAAUGAGUACGAUGAUGAAGAUGAUCUCAAUGACUAUUUUCUUUCACAACUUGAAGAUGAAGGUGAAAACAAAAUCAAAGCAAAGAAACUUGCCAAGGCUGCAAAGACAGGAUACAAGUUAUGGAAGAUUGGAAGACUUUUCCUUGAAGAAGCUGAAUCAAACAAAGACAAGGGAAAGAAAUUUGUUAAAGGUGCUAAAAAGGCAUAUAAGGCUGCCAAAACUGCCCAUAAAAUUUAUAAGAUCGGCAAAAGGUUCUUCCAAGAAGCAGAAGAAAACUCUCUUGUCCAACCAAUCCAUUUAUACAGAGGGCCUUUAGCAUCGUAUCGAUUCUCAACUUCUCGCUAUCCAAUAAGGCAUCCAAAAGUUUUCUAA
Messenger RNA from Trichomonas vaginalis G3, 690 nucleotides. RefSeq lists its product as uncharacterized. The transcript has a single exon. The record is from RefSeq and is a predicted model, not a curated record. Bases 1 to 690 code for a protein of 229 amino acids. Lineage: Eukaryota; Parabasalia; Trichomonadida; Trichomonadidae.